AUUGCCUACAACGUGUCUUGCUUUUACUUAUCUGUCAUCCCAAAUCGUCGUCCUUCUUCUUCUUGUCACCUUUGCCCUGUUUUUUACCUGUUCCGGUUUUUUGAUUCUGUUUUCCUUGCUUCUUCUUCUGUUCUUUGGCAUCUGAGUGUUGGCGUUGGUGUUGUUUUUGGGGCUCUUGGCAACAAAAAGGAAAACUUUUUGAGGGAAGAAAGGAAACAGAAAGAUGACUAUUGGGGCGGGGAUAGGUGUGGCGGAUGGGAAGUUGAUGGUGUUGGGGAACUGUGUGUUGCGAGAUGUCAAAGAGAACAUUAUCGUAACAGCUGCCUCAGGAGGUGCAUUGGCCAAUGGCGCAUUCAUUGGCGUCGUAUCCGACCAGAUCGGUAGCCGCCGGGUAUUCCCUAUUGGAAAACUUGAGGGAUUGCGCUUUUUGUGCGUUUUCCGCUUCAAGAUGUGGUGGAUGACACAGAGGAUGGGUAAUCGUGGCCAAGAUAUACCCUUUGAGACCCAGUUUUUGAUUGUUGAAGCGCGCGAUGGUUCUAGUACUAUUGACGAUGAAAGCAAUGGUGGAAUGGACCAAUCUGCCUUGUAUACCGUUUUCUUACCCAUUCUUGAGGGUGAUUUCAGGGCUGUUCUUCAGGGAAAUGAGCAUGAUGAAUUGGAGAUUUGCUUGGAAAGUGGAGAUCCCACGGUUGAGGGCUUUGAGGGGAGUCAUUUGGUUUUUGUUGCUGCUGGACCAGAUCCAUUUGAUGUCAUCACAAAUGCAGUAAAGACCGUUGAGAAACAUUUACAAACAUUUUGUCAUCGCGAGAGAAAGAAGAUGCCAGACAUGUUGAACUGGUUCGGUUGGUGUACAUGGGAUGCUUUCUAUACUGAUGUCACCUCAGAGGGCGUGAAGCAAGGUCUAGAUAGCUUAGAGAAGGGUGGAAUUCCUCCAAAGUUUGUUAUAAUCGAUGAUGGGUGGCAAUCGGUUGGCAUGGAUCCCACGGGAAUCGAAUCCAAAGCUGAUAACUCAGCCAACUUUGCAAACAGGCUGACCCAUAUCAAAGAGAAUCACAAAUUUCAGAAAGAUGGCAAAGAAGGUCAUAGGGUAGAGGAUCCAGCUUUGGGACUUCGCCAUAUUGUUGAUGAAAUAAAGGACAAGCAUGCUUUAAAGUAUGUUUACGUGUGGCAUGCAAUAACAGGGUAUUGGGGAGGUGUUAAGCCUGGUGUUACAGAUAUGGAGCACUAUGAGUCUAAAUUAGCCUACCCAGUUUCAUCUCCCGGAGUUCAGUCAAAUGAGUCGUGUGAUUGUUUACAAAGCAUUACAAGAAAUGGUCUUGGCCUUGUGAACCCUGAAAAAGUUUUCAACUUCUAUAACGAACUCCACUCGUACCUAGCAUCAGCCGGUAUCGAUGGUGUCAAAGUGGAUGUUCAGAACAUCCUUGAAACGCUUGGGGCCGGUCAUGGUGGAAGGGUGAAACUUGCUAGAAAUUACCAUCAGGCCUUGGAGGCAUCUAUUUCGAGAAAUUUUCCUGAUAAUGGGAUUAUUUCUUGUAUGAGUCACAACACAGAUGGGUUGUACAGUGCAAAGCGGACAGCUGUUAUAAGAGCAUCAGAUGAUUUCUGGCCAAGAGAUCCGGCAUCACACACUAUUCAUAUUGCAUCAGUUGCUUACAACACCAUUUUUCUUGGGGAGUUCAUGCAGCCUGAUUGGGAUAUGUUCCACAGCCUACACCCAAUGGCUGAAUACCAUGCAGCAGCUCGUGCUGUGGGAGGAUGUGCAGUUUAUGUUAGUGACAAGCCUGGGCACCAUGACUUUAAUCUUCUGAAGAAGCUGGUACUCCCUGAUGGUUCAAUAUUGAGGGCCAAACUUCCAGGAAGACCAACAAGGGAUUGCUUAUUUUCUGAUCCUGCCAGAGAUGGGAAAAGUCUUCUAAAAAUAUGGAAUCUGAAUGAAUUUUCUGGAGUUGUGGGGGUCUUUAACUGCCAGGGAGCUGGCUGGUGUAGGGUUGGAAAAAAGAACCUCAUCCACAAUGAACAUCCGGAUACAAUUACUGGGGUUAUUAGGGCUAAAGAUGUUGAAUUUCUGCCAAGGGUCGCAGAUGAUAGAUGGUGUGGGGAUACUGUCAUGUUUUCCCAUCUAGGUGGAGAGACAGUUUAUCUUCCAAAGGAUGCAGCUAUUCCAAUUACACUAAAAUCCAGAGAAUAUGAAGUUUUUACUGUGGUUCCUGCCUGGGAAGUGUGGAAUGGAGUUAGAUUUGCUCCAAUAGGUCUAAUCAAGAUGUUCAAUUCAGGGGGAGCCAUCAAAGAAAUGAAUUAUAAAGAUGAGAAAAGCACUAGUGUUGUCUUGAAAGUUCGUGGGUGUGGCCUAUUUGGAGCAUAUUCUUCAGCCAGACCAAAGAGAAUAAUAGUUGAUUCAGAGGAGAUAGAGUUCGAAUAUGAAGAAGGGUCUGGUUUGGUCACAGUUUGUUUGAGAGUUGCAAAAGAAGAGUUAUACCUCUGGAAUAUAACAUAUGAACUAUGAAACUGAAGUUUAUGCAGUAAUAGGAGAACUGGGAGUUCAUAAUCAUAUCCCCUCUCCCAUGAGGAGGAGGAGGAGUUAGAUGUAGAUGAUGGUAGUACCUUGUUGUCGCAGAUUUAGAUUGUACAACACACCGUUGAAAAAUAAUGAUAAACCACGAAUGUUAUUCAA
Molecule: messenger RNA, 2671 nt
Organism: Juglans regia (Persian walnut)
Lineage: Eukaryota; Viridiplantae; Streptophyta; Magnoliopsida; Fagales; Juglandaceae
Product: probable galactinol--sucrose galactosyltransferase 1
Exons: 13
Coding region: 224-2503 (759 amino acids)
Source: RefSeq, a predicted model, not a curated record